Molecule: messenger RNA, 522 nt
Organism: Austrofundulus limnaeus
Lineage: Eukaryota; Metazoa; Chordata; Actinopteri; Cyprinodontiformes; Rivulidae
Product: GRB2-associated-binding protein 1
Biological process (GO): signal transduction
Cellular component (GO): cytoplasm
Molecular function (GO): signaling adaptor activity
Source: RefSeq, a predicted model, not a curated record
AAACGAUGCACAGCAGACGGUCAAACCGGCGGCACUGAGCAGGGCGGAGCUGGCGAGGGGCGUGCACGGGGCGAGUGCACACGUGUGGACUACGUUGUGGUGGACCCCAAAAGGACCAAGGCUCUGAAGAACACACGGGAAGCCUGGCACGAUGGGAGGAUGUCUACAGAGAAGGAGAAGAGCUAGAUGUGCAGAAAGACUGCUGUUUCACCUUCAUUUGUUCAUCAUUCAUGUCCAAAAGUAUUCAACCAAACUGUGACACAAACAGACGUACUCUGUCAACUAUUUCUACUGCUGCUUUAUGAUGAGAUUAACUUAUUUAAAGUUUAUUAGUUUAGUGAAGUCUUAGUGAUGUUAAAAACUUUUAUUUUAGGUAGUAAGAGGCUGAGAUCAGAACAUCAGUGCAGCCAAUCCUGUUUAAAUACAUCCUCACUCAAAUACAUAAAUACUAUGUUUUUAAAACUUCUAUUUGCCUAAAACAUGUAUGAUAUGUUUCAUUGUGGAAGAAAUAAAACUAGAAGA